This is a messenger RNA of Mesocricetus auratus (golden hamster), 619 nucleotides long. RefSeq names its product adenylate kinase 6 (gene Ak6). Bases 82 to 600 code for a protein of 172 amino acids. The record is from RefSeq and is marked inferred. Gene Ontology annotation, molecular function: ATP hydrolysis activity; ATP binding; AMP kinase activity. Gene Ontology annotation, cellular component: nucleus; cytoplasm. NCBI's taxonomy places the organism in Eukaryota, Metazoa, Chordata, Mammalia, Rodentia, Cricetidae. The transcript has 5 exons.
GCCGCCCGCCCUUUCCGGCUCCUCCCUGGCCGGCGCGUUGGGCGCGUGAGCCGAGGCGCCGGCGGCCUGCGAGGGAGGACUAUGAAGCUUCCGAACAUCCUGCUCACCGGUACACCAGGAGUUGGAAAAACCACACUAGGCAAAGAACUUGCAUCAAGAUCAGGACUGAAGUACGUGAAUGUGGGUGAUUUAGCUCGAGAAGGGCAGUUAUAUGACGGCUACGAUGAAGAAUACGGUUGUCCCAUUUUAGAUGAAGAUCGAGUCGUCGAUGAAUUAGAGAAUGAGAUGAGACAAGGCGGUGUUAUUGUUGAUUACCAUGGUUGUGAUUUCUUUCCUGAACGCUGGUUUCAUAUAGUCUUUGUGUUGAGAACAGAUAAUAGUAUACUGUACAAAAGACUGGAAACAAGGGGUUAUAAUGAGAAAAAACUACAAGACAACAUUCAGUGUGAGAUUUUCCAGGUUCUUUAUGAAGAAGCCAGAGCAUCUUACAGAGAAGAAAUUGUGCAUCAGCUGCCCAGCAAUGAACCAGAACAGCUAGAAGAUAACAUCAACCAAAUCUUAAAAUGGAUUGAGCAGUGGGUCAAAGAUCAUAACUCUUGACUUAGAAACUGGCUAGCCA